AUGGCUGAAAAUAUCACACUUCCUCAUAACUGGUUCUUUAACGAUGAUACUUCUCAGGAAAUCCCUAUAUCGUCCAGUUCUACUGAUCAACAUCGGAUAGCUGUCAAUUCUUCUUUUUCUACAGGUUCUGAUGACCUUAAAUAUCCUUUGGAAGUAGAUAUGCCUAAAUUAGUUAGACAAGUACUUUCGAACUUAUCUGUGCCAUAUCAACCAAUUAACGAUCCUCAAUUCUCAAUGCUUAUUACUGAAAGCAAAAAAUGUGAGGAUAUUUUAUUAAAAACUGGAAAACCUCCAGAGCUGUUGAUACUCAUUAAAUCUGCUCCAUCUAAUUUCCUUCGCAGAGAUGCUAUACGUUCAACUUGGGGGAAUAAUCUUUGCUGGGGUGGACGUCGUGUUAUUCACCUGUUUCUUUUCGGCACUGUUCCUCCUAGUGAUAAAAACUUGGGAGAUAUGUUGAAAAAUGAAUCGGAUGUUCAUGGUGAUGUAAUUCAACAAGAUUUCCUAGAUCAUUAUUAUAAUAACACAUAUAAAGUCAUGUUUGGUAUCGAUUGGGCAGUGAAGUAUUGUUCCAAUGUACCUAUCAUUAUGUUUGUUGAUGAUGAUUAUUUUGUUUAUCCUCGAAAUGUGGUUGCAUAUAUCGAAGGCUUGAGUGAGGAUAUACGCCAAGUGCUGAUCAGUGGUUACGUGUGGUAUAAUGCUGAGCCUGUACGCAAGAAAAAUCGGAUGGGUUCUAGCAAAUGGCUUAUUGAUUGGAAUGAAUAUCCUCAUACUGGUUACCCUCCGUACGUAGCAGCAGGUAAUUUUUUUCUUUCAAUGGAUUUAGCGCGUAAAUUUAAUGUGGCUAUACAUUAUACACGCUAUCUUCGAUUUGAUGAUGUCUAUUUGGGGAUUAUACUUAAGAAGUUACUGCAUGUACCCAUUCAUUUAAAAGAGGUGUACACAUUCAACCCUGUAAACGUUAAUUCAUCUCAGAUAUACCAGAUGCUUUCUAGUCAUCGUUUUAGUAAUCCUGUAUCAUUAUUUUUCCUAUGGAAACGUUUGAAUUGCUCACAGUUUUGUGUUCAGUCACUUGUAUAA
Messenger RNA from Trichobilharzia szidati, 1077 nucleotides. The record is from the annotation of a GenBank genome assembly. NCBI's taxonomy places the organism in Eukaryota, Metazoa, Platyhelminthes, Trematoda, Strigeidida, Schistosomatidae.